Molecule: messenger RNA, 1884 nt
Organism: Fusarium subglutinans
Lineage: Eukaryota; Fungi; Ascomycota; Sordariomycetes; Hypocreales; Nectriaceae
Exons: 4
Coding region: 1-1884 (627 amino acids)
Source: RefSeq, a predicted model, not a curated record
AUGGCCGCUCCACGGAGAUCCAAACGAAUUCAGACUCUCCAUCAGGCCGAAGAAGGCAGUCGCAGAAUCACUGAAAGCCCCGAAGCCUUGAACAAAGAUCACCCUGACGGCGAUGCUCCAAGAGACCUGGCCCCGAAAGAAGACUCCCCAGCGACUGAUCCAGCUGUUCGUCGGAAAUUCCUUUCCGGAACAAUUUGGUCUCUUGUAAAUGAUAUGGGGUUGAGGGGCAUCACCUGGGAUAACCUCGACGAAGCUGUCCAGCAGAAGUUCAUUAGCUUUGCCCCCAACGUAGAAGAACUCUUUGAUGUAUACGGUAUGCCCCUAUAUUUAUUUCAGCGAUGGGUCUGGGAGAUUAUAGAUGAGAACUUCUUUUCCAAGAAAAGCAAGGAUAUAAUCUGGACCUCACCUUACUGGGAGACUCAAGCAGCCAUGGAGCGCUACUUACAAGAACACAAGUUCCCAUACGAUAACGGAUAUGCGUCCUACAAGUAUCCGCACUGGAGACAUGCCACCAUGGAGUUCUACAUGGCACUUGAAGACUCCCCAAAGAAGCAUCGAAGGAUUGAUCCAACGUGCGUUGUUCCAAUACUUUCCAAAGCACUCGGCCGAUACUUCCCGAAGAAGCGCGAUGGCACACCCCUGACGUCGCUAAAACAUCUUGAAGAUGAAUUGGUCGCUGCGGAGUUCUACUUUGAUGCCAAUCUGACCUUCUUUUCCAUUGUCUUUCAUCACCCCACGACUCAUCAAACCUGUGGGUUUCCUUACGAGCCUGAGCUUGAAGGAAUCGAGGGACAAGCUAUGGACGAAAUAGAAGAGGAGGAUCGCGAGGAAAAGCUGGUCGAUUUUGUGGCUGAGCCUAUGCUCCAGUGCCGUGGACAUCAUGAUGGAUAUGACUACCAUGUCAAGACGGCUGCGAGUCCUAUGAAAGUUUGCGUUGACUGGCUUCAGAAUCCGGACAGAGACAGAUUAUCACAGAUGAGGAGAAGGGAUAAAGAACAGGAAGAUGAGGAGAGGGAUAAGGAGACGAAUGAGGAUAAAGAGUAUCGAGAGGACCAAGAGGAUGAAGAGGCAGAUAGUAGUAAGCGCGUAAAUAAGAAAGAAGAAGAAGAGGAGGAGGAAGAAGAGGAAGAGGAAGAGAAAGAGGAAGAGGAAGAGGAAGAGGAAGAGGAAGAGGAAGAGGAAGAGGAAGAGGAAGAGGAAGAGGAAGAGGAAGAGGAAGAGGAAGAGGAAGAGGAAGAGGAAGAGGAAGAGGAAGAGGAAGAGGAAGAGGAAGAGGAAGAGGAAGAGGAAGAGGAAGAGGAAGAGGAAGAGGAAGAGGAAGAGGAAGAGGAAGAGGAAGAGGAAGAGGAAGAGGAAGAGGAAGAGGAAGAGGAAGAGGAAGAGGAAGAGGAAGAGGAAGAGGAAGAGGAAGAGGAAGAGGAAGAGGAAGAGGAAGAGGAAGAGGAAGAGGAAGAGGAAGAGGAAGAGGAAGAGGAAGAGGAAGAGGAAGAGGAAGAGGAAGAGGAAGAGGAAGAGGAAGAGGAAGAGGAAGAGGAAGAGGAAGAGGAAGAGGAAGAGGAAGAGGAAGAGGAAGAGGAAGAGGAAGAGGAAGAGGAAGAGGAAGAGGAAGAGGAAGAGGAAGAGGAAGAGGAAGAGGAAGAGGAAGAGGAAGAGGAAGAGGAAGAGGAAGAGGAAGAGGAAGAGGAAGAGGAAGAGAAAGAGGAGGGAGAGGAAGAGGAGGAGUCUCUUAGGGAGCUAACAAAGGAUAAAGGCAAAGAAGUAGAGGUGCUGAUAAGUGAGGAGGAGAGUAGAGAGGAAGUAGAGAAGGAGAAGGAUUAUAAGGACGAAGGUGAUGAAGCGGUAAGCAAGGAGGGGGGGAAGGAUAACAAGACCAAGGAGAAGUAA